This is a messenger RNA of Pyrus x bretschneideri (Chinese white pear), 1136 nucleotides long. RefSeq lists its product as uncharacterized. The record is from RefSeq and is a predicted model, not a curated record. The coding region runs from base 1 to 1008 and encodes 335 amino acids. The transcript has a single exon. NCBI's taxonomy places the organism in Eukaryota, Viridiplantae, Streptophyta, Magnoliopsida, Rosales, Rosaceae.
AUGGCAACCCCAUCUCCGCCUCUAACCGUUUUCACAGUCCUCAAUGAAUCCAAGCGCAUAGUCAACGCCCACUCCCGCCACUUCUUAGCCCUCUCAGUCCUCUUCCUCCUCCCUCUCGCUUUCUCCUCCACCGUUUACCCCACCAUCCAGAACCUUCUCGCCGAUCGAGUCACAGACAACCCCAAGCUAUUCCUCGAAAUCUCAACUUUGGACGCCCAACAGCGCGAACCCAUCAUCCCCGCCAAAACCCUUCUCGUCGCCCUUGCUUUCUCCUUCUUCGCCGUCGUCUUCUCUCUCUGCGCCCUCGGGUCGAUCACUUACAGUGUGUUUCACGGAUUCUAUGGCCGGCCGGUCAAGCUCGUCUCCGCCGUCAAAUCCGUCGUCUCCUCCUUCCUUCCCCUGUUGGGUACUGCUCUAAUUUCCCAGAUCCUCGUUUUAUUGGUUUUUAUUCUUUUCGGGCUGUUCGUGUUCUUGGUGGUUCGCAGUGCUGAGCUUAUGGGAUUUGAAAUGGAAUACUAUUCGCCUUAUUUCAUUGGGUUUGUAGCAGUUGUUGUGACUGCUCUGUUUCUGGUUUUGCUCCAUCUUCAAGUAAAUUGGACACUUGCUGGUGUGGUUGUUGUGCUGGAAUCGAAAUGGGGGUUUGAAUCCUUGACUCGAAGUGCGACUUUGAUAAAGGGAAUGAGAGGGGUGGCCUUGUGCUUGCUGAUGUUUUUCGGGUUUUUCGUGGGGGUUUUGGGGUUCUGCAGUUGGGUUUCGGCAUUGGAUUUGAAGGGGGAUACUGAUGGGUGGAAGAGCUGGGCGUUUGUGGUGCAAAUUGUGGUGACUGCGACUUCUCUCGUGCUGCUGAUGCUCUACAAUGCUGCUGCGAAUACGGUGUUGUAUAUGUAUUGCAGGGCUGUGAAUGGUGAGCUUGCCAUGGAAAUUGCUGAGGAGUUUGCUAGGGAGUAUGUGAGCUUGCCCUUCGACAACGGAAAAGUCCCUCAUGUUGUUUCGGUUGCAUAUGCUUGACGAGGAGCUUGAGGUCAGUCAAUCUCCUUUGUGAUGGCUCUGAUUCAGAAUGUCUUAUUAGUGUAGUUUAGUUCAUCAGCGUCGAACUUUAUUUGUAAAGACCUGUAAAUAUAAAUCUUGUUGCCUUA